CUUAACGGAGUCAGAAACAAGUAACGGAACCGGGCCGACCCGGGCCGACCCGAACCAACUUCCAGCGGGGUUUGUUUUGUACAAAAGUUCCGGCUAAGUGUGGAGAGUAUGAACCAGAAGCGGCACCCGAGUGUUUGAGGAGAAAAAAGUUCAGGGUUUCGGACCAAACUUUGUUCGUCGGUGCGUCAUGGUUUCCAGCCCCGGGUCGGCGGACCGGGGGAGGGUUCCGCUCGGUACUGGUCGGGACUGAAUGGAGACGAUGAACUUCGGAGUCCCGCCGAACUCGCUGCUGCUGCUGCGCGCCUGCGAUGAGGGAGACUACGACACGGCGCGGGGCAUCCUGGAGCCCGGGGCCCCGAAGGAGUCCGGCCGGCAGAGCCGGCUGCGGUCCGAGGCGGGCUCGGAGUGCGGCGCCGCCGCCGACAUGUUGUCUCUGGUGCCGGUGGACGGCACGGACGAGGAGGGGAACACCGCCCUGCAGUUCGCCUCGGCCGGCGGCCACGAGCAGCUGGUCCGGUUCCUGCUGCGGAAGGGGGCCUCGGUGGACAGCCGCAACAACUACGGCUGGACCCCGCUGAUGCAGGCUGCCAGGUUCGGCCACCUGACGGUCGCCCACAUCCUCCUGGAGAACGGGGCGGAGAUCAACGGCCGCAACAGGCUCGGGGCGAGCGUCCUGACCAUGGCGGCCCGGGGAGGACACACUCACGUGCUGAAGCUGCUCCUGGAGAGCAGCGCGUACGUCGACGACUACGAUCACCUGGCCGUCGCCAGCAACAACAACAACAACAGCUGCAGUGCAGCGGGGUUUGGACCUGCGGAGAGCUGCCCUGGAGGAGGAGGAGGAGGAGGAGGAGGAGGAGGAAGCAGAGAGUUCAUGGACAUCACAGCCCUGAUGGUGGCGGCUCAGUUCGGCCAUGAGGCCGCCGUGCGCCUGCUGCUGGAGUGGGGCUCAGAUGUCAAUUUCUCACAGAAGACCACCGGCUGGGGGCCGCUGAUGAUCGCCACCCUCAGCGGGAAGGUGGCUGUAGCGCAGCAGUUGGUGGAGCGCGGCGCCGAUCCGGAUCGGGUUAACGUCCUGUCCAAGACGGCCUUCGAGCUGGCCAUGCAGCUGAAGCAGAGAGACGUCAAGGCCUACCUGGACUCCAUCACCAGCGUGCGACCGCAGACCGACGACGAGAGAAGAAGACCGGAUGUGUUCAGUGCUCUGAAACUGGGGAAUUCGCAGCUGGUUAAAGAGAUUCUGGAGGAGGAUCCGGCUCAGGUGAAUUUCUCCAAUCAGGAGGGAGCGUCGCCUCUCAUGAUAGCGGCGGUGAGCGGCCAGCUGGAGGUGGUGCAGCUGAUGGUGGAGAAGAACGCCGACAUCGACAAGCAGGACGCCGUCCACGGCUGGACCGCUCUGAUGCAGGCCACGUACCACGGCAAUAAAGACAUCGUCAAGUACCUGCUGAGUCAAAAAGCUGACGUCAACCUUCGAGCGAAGAACGGAUACACGGCGUUUGAUCUGGUCAUGCUGCUCAACGACCCAGACACGGAGCUGGUGCGUCUGCUGGCGUCAGUGUGCAUGCAAGUGGACAAAGACAAGUCCAAACACCGCGGCAGACCUUUGAUGACGCGCUCCAAAAGCCGGCAGUCUCUCAACAACGUCCCCGUGCCGCCCGACGACAAGGGCAGCCUGAAGUCCUGGUGGAGCAGGAUGUCCAACCGCUUCAGGAGGCUCAAGCUGACCCACACCCUGAGGCACGGCCUCUCGUCCAAUCGCCUCGCUCCGUUCCCCGACGACGCGGAGGCGUCUCUGGACGCCACCAUGAAGGCGAACAUGAAGUCUGCCGCCGCGUCCAACGGGACGGCGCCGCCGGCCGCCGCGCCGGGCGCCACGGACGGCGGCGGCGCCUGGGCGGUGAAGACCGGCGACGCAGGUCACUGCAGAGGAUCCACGGAGAAGGAGGACUUUCUGAUCUCCACUAUGCUCCGAAGUGGCGCCCCCCUCACCAGGCUCCCCAACGACAAGCUGAAAGCCGUCAUCCCGCCCUUCCUGCCCCCGUCCAACUUCGAGCCGUGGAACUCGGACCGCUCCAGGCUCCUCCGGGAGGGGGGCAAGAGCGAGGCGCCCCGCCUGCCCAUGCCUCCACAGAGGAAGCUGAACAGCAGCGGGAACUCAGACAUUACGUCCAUCAGCCGUGUGGUCAGCAGGUCCAUGAAGUUUCCCAGCAUCCCCAAGGGGCCGUCUUCAUCCUCUCCUUCGAACUCUGGCCACUACCACUCCCCCCACUCGUCCGGAGGGUCGAAUGGAGUCGCCGGACUCAACCGGGACUCUCACAACCGCUCAGGGGGCAGCGCAGACAGCGUUCUCUCUCAAAUCGCAGCCCAGCGUAAGAGAGCGGCAGGGCUGAUGGAGGUGAAGCCUCCUGCUCCAGAGAAGCAGCAGAGCCCCGCGGCGCCGCCGGCCGGAGCCCCGCCUCCACCCGACAUCACCCUGCCUGACAUCCACUGCCCCCCCAGCCUGCUCUCCUCCGACUCCCACUCCAGGAGGAAGAUGGAGCUGAAGAAGAGGCCUCAGUCCGGGAACUCCUCCACCUCCAAGAGCACGUCUCCCACCCUCACCCCCUCUCCCUCCCCGACGCCCAAGAUCCCCCCCGGUCCGGGAGACUCCCUGUCCUCGGCCUCGUCUCACCCACGCUCCAAGAGCAGCGGCGGCUCCAGCAGCGGAACCAUCACCGACGAAGACGAGCUGUCCAGUAUUUUGAAGAAACUGUCCCUUGAGAAAUACCAGCCUAUCUUUGAGGAACAAGAGGUGGACAUGGAGGCUUUCCUCACUCUGACAGACGGAGACCUGAAGGAGCUGGGCAUCAAAACAGACGGACCCAGACAGCAGAUUUUAGCGGCCAUAUCAGAGCUCAACGCUGGAAAGGGCCGAGAGAGGCAGAUCCUUCAGGAGACCAUCCAUAACUUCCAGUCCUCCUUUGGGAGCAGUGCCAGUAACCCGCGGCAGGCCGGACAGCCUCGCUCUCCAACCAGCUGGACGAGACACCAGGUCCGCUCCUCCAGCAAGAGGUAGACCAGCCGUCUCUGGACGGAGGUGAAGCCCCGCCGAGGCGCCGCUCACACGGAGUCCUCUGGACCGCUGGAGAGUCGACUCCAGUAAAAACCAACAAGCAGGCCCCAUUAAAGCUCCUCUAUCGGACCCGACUGCACCGGGGGGGGGACAUGACGAGGCCGGCUUGGAUCAGCGUCCCGCUGCUCUUUACUCUGCUGUUAAUGCAUCAUGCGAGGACUGAAAUGCAAGGACGUGAGGAGACGAGUCCGAUCUCAGCAGAUAUGAGGGACGCAGCUGAUCGGAAGAGUGGAAAGUCUGGGAGGAAAAGAAGGGAAAUCGUGGUCAUAACAGCGAGGAGGUAUUGAGAGAGGCUGGAUGCAGUGACCAAGAAGGUGCGCCGAUGACGCAAAUAGAAAGAAGGGGAAAUUGAUCAGAUGUUUCCGUGGUCGUCCAGUCUCCUGGACGGCUUCUACUCCUGUGUUUAUGUCUCCACUUCUCCAACCGCUCUGCGCUCAGACGAUCUCCGUCAAGACUGUGCUGUCAUGAAUAAAUAAACACUACAGUGAUGCAAUAGGAGAAAUGUUUUGGACCCUUUUCUGUUUUACUGGACCUCCGAUGGGGAGAUGUCAGCAGCAGCAGCAUGUCGAGAGCGUUUUAUGAGCAGCAUAAAUCCAGCGUGAAAGAGG
Molecule: messenger RNA, 3720 nt
Organism: Salarias fasciatus (jewelled blenny)
Lineage: Eukaryota; Metazoa; Chordata; Actinopteri; Blenniiformes; Blenniidae
Gene: anks6
Product: ankyrin repeat and sterile alpha motif domain containing 6
Exons: 18
Coding region: 251-3055 (934 amino acids)
Molecular function (GO): protein binding
Source: RefSeq, a predicted model, not a curated record